Mauremys mutica (yellowpond turtle) is the source of this 4109-nucleotide messenger RNA. RefSeq names its product T-box transcription factor 2 (gene TBX2). The coding region runs from base 705 to 2738 and encodes 677 amino acids. Gene Ontology annotation, cellular component: nucleus. The transcript has 8 exons. Lineage: Eukaryota; Metazoa; Chordata; Testudines; Geoemydidae. Gene Ontology annotation, biological process: cell fate specification; regulation of transcription by RNA polymerase II; positive regulation of DNA-templated transcription. The record is from RefSeq and is a predicted model, not a curated record. Gene Ontology annotation, molecular function: DNA-binding transcription factor activity, RNA polymerase II-specific; RNA polymerase II cis-regulatory region sequence-specific DNA binding.
UGCUUUGCACGUCUGAUGUGGGCUUGCUCCUGUCUCUCCUGAGGUUUCCACACGACUCUCCGGGCUGCCCCGGUGCUUCUGUCAGCAGUUCCCCGCCUGCGAAGCGCUCCCCGCCGGCAGCAAAUUCAGCGCUGACCCGAUCUUGGCCGGAGCUGUCAAAACCACGCCUAUGGAGAUCCACAAUUGGUCUGAAACGCGUAAAAUCAGCAAUCAAGGGGGCUUGGCUCGUUAGCGAGGGGAUCAGCGCAGGAAGGACAUGUGAGAGAGUCACAGUUUUACAGAGAUCAGGACAAGAUCUAACCAUUCCACUCCGGGUCCUUUCGCCCAGCGCAGCCUGGCCAGCGGUGGAUCCGGAUCGCGCGCCGUUCUGACUCUCCGGGGGCGCCGCGGUGGCCGUCCCGUCCCCCCCCCCAGACUCGCUGCGGUGGGGAGCCCUUUGAAAGCCCCGCAUCGCUCCCCGCCACAGCCGCGGCUCGGCUUUGGUUUCUAUUUUAGUCCGGCGAAGGACUUUACUGCGCCCAGCGCCCGCUCGCCUCGCUGCAACGACAACAAAAAAAUAUAAGGAGCUACCACUAUCUCCCAGCUGCAAGCGGGGAGUGUCCGCCGCCGGGAGCUGCUCUGACCCGGCUCUGCCUUUUCCUCCUCGCUGGGCCAACACCAGGGCGAGGGAUCCCCUCUUCUCUCCUGGCUUUGUGGAUGCACCGAUGAGAGAUCCAGCCUUCACAGGGACUGCAAUGGCUUAUCACCCGUUCCACGCUCCCAGACCAGCCGAUUUCCCCAUGUCCGCCUUCCUAGCGGCAGCCCAGCCGUCCUUUUUCCCGGCUCUGGCUCUGCCUCCGGCGGCGCUGGCCAAACCCAUCCCCGACCCUACUUUGGCUGGAGCGGCAGAAGCCGGGCUGCACGUCUCGGCCCUGGGGCACCAUCACCAGGCAGCCCAUCUGCGGUCUCUCAAGAGCCUGGAGCCGGAGGAGGAGGUCGAGGACGACCCCAAAGUGACCCUGGAAGCCAAAGAGCUUUGGGACCAGUUUCACAAGUUGGGGACAGAGAUGGUGAUCACCAAGUCAGGAAGGAGAAUGUUCCCCCCGUUUAAAGUGCGUGUGAACGGCCUGGACAAGAAGGCCAAGUACAUUUUAUUAAUGGAUAUAGUGGCUGCGGAUGAUUGCCGGUAUAAAUUCCACAAUUCUCGCUGGAUGGUAGCCGGGAAGGCGGAUCCAGAGAUGCCCAAGAGAAUGUACAUCCACCCGGACAGCCCUGCCACAGGGGAGCAGUGGAUGGCGAAGCCUGUUGCCUUUCACAAACUCAAGCUCACUAACAACAUCUCGGACAAGCACGGAUUUACCAUACUGAACUCCAUGCACAAGUACCAGCCCAGGUUUCAUAUAGUGCGAGCCAAUGACAUCCUGAAGCUUCCCUACAGCACCUUCCGGACCUAUGUGUUCCCUGAAACGGACUUCAUAGCAGUCACCGCCUAUCAGAACGACAAGAUCACCCAGCUUAAAAUCGAUAAUAACCCCUUUGCAAAAGGAUUCAGAGAUACCGGGAAUGGAAGGAGAGAAAAGAGGAAACAGCUCACCCUCCCCUCCCUGCGGAUGUAUGAGGAGCAGUGCAAACCUGACCGAGAUGGGGGCGAAUCCGAUGCUUCCUCGUGUGAUCCUGCCCCAGUGCGCGACACACUUCACUCCCCAUUGGGUACGGCCCCUAGUCCCCUGAGACUCAACCGCAGCAGCAGAGAGGAGAAAUCCUGCCCGGAGAGCGACCCGGAGCUGGAGAAGCUGCCCGAGGAGCGGCCGGCCCGCGGGCCCAGCCCCGGCCCGGGGGAGAGCAGCCCGCGCAGCAGCCCGCGGCUGCCGGAGGAGCGCAGCCGGGAGAGACCCAGCCCGGAGAAGCCCAAGGGGCUGGAGAAGGACAAGCCCGAGGGGCGGCGGAAAGAGCCGGACGCCUCCAAGAAGGAGGCGGAGGGCGGCGGGCUGAGCAAGGAGCCCUUCGCCCCGCUGAUGGUGCAGACGGACAGCGCCGCGCACCUGAGCGCCGGCCACCUGCAGAGCCUGGCGCUCUCCGGCCUGCACGGGCAGCAGUUCUUCCACCCGCUGGGCGCCGGGCAGCCGCUCUUCCUGCACCCGGGCCAGUUCGCCGUGGCCCCCGGGGCCUUCUCCGCCAUGGGCAUGGGGCACCUGCUGGCCUCCGUGGCCGGCGGGGGGCUGGAGAACGGAGCCCUGGCCUCGGCUCAGGGGGCAGCCGGGACCGCCACCCCCUUCCCCUUCCACCUCUCCCAGCACAUGCUGGCCUCUCAGGGAAUUCCGAUGCCCACCUUUGGCGGACUCUUCCCGUAUCCGUACACCUACAUGGCAGCUGCCGCCGCCGCCGCCUCAGCGCUGCCAGCCACCAGCGCGGCUGCGGCCAGCUCCCUGUCCCGGAAUCCCUUCCUGAGCAGCACCCGCCCUCGCCUGCGCUUCAGCCCGUACCAGAUCCCCGUCACCAUCCCACCCAGCACCAACCUCCUGACCACCGGGCUGCCUGCCGGCCUGAACCCAGGCUCGGAAGGCUCCAAACCCAGCAGCAGCAGGGAAUCCAGCCCCCUCCCAGACCUCCCUUUGCACAAAUCCAGCAGCCAGAGGGGCUCCCUCUCUCCCAAAAGCUCCCUGAAAGAUUCCAUCAACGAACUGCAGAAUAUUCAGAGACUGGUCAGUUGCUUGGAGAGCCAAAGGGAGGUGUCACCCGGCAGGGAGUCCCCCAAGUGACUUUCUGAGCUGCCAACAUGCCGGCCCGAAGGGCUGAGAAGCACUGGGAUUUUGUACAGCACAGUAUAAAUAUUUAUUAAAAAAAAAAACAAGGGAAAAAAGGGGAGAGGGGGCAGACUGUUAAAGACAGGGAUACAAGUGUGAUCCAUACAGACACCUAGACAAAGCAGAGGCCAAGUGACUGAUCCGCAAGCAAAAUAUCCCGUAGCCAGGAGAAAUUAUGGGAGACUAUUCCUUCCCCCCUCCCCACCACUCUCCACUCAGACCCAGGAGAAUAUAAUGGAUAGGAUCUCCCCUCCCUAAACCCAAAUCAGGAGAAAAUACGGCGAGUAUCCUUCCCUCCCCUCCUCAGUCCCAUUGGUUUGGACUCAAAAUACAUCUGGAAAAGCAAAAGGACUCCAAUCUGCAGCGUAGCUUUCUUGAUCAAUGGAUUACCCAGAACACAUGCAAUUUCCGGGAUGGCGAAAGAAUGUACCAGUCAUUCCUUUAAAGGGACUGCGGGAAAGGUGACUGAUGUUUUCUAUAGGGACUGAUUUCUGAAGGGAGGAAGAUGCUUUCAACCCCCCCUCCUCACCUAAAACAGACAAUUUUAAGAGGAAAAUAAUAACUCUGGGUGAGGCUAGUGACUAUGAACAUGUGUGUAACCUGAUUUGUCAGGGGGCGAAUGGAAAUAAACUGUCGUCAGCGCUGUUGCAUCCACCACUGAUUUCAAAGGCCACCAACACUCAGAACUGGUACGGGCAGUGUGACAUGGCGGGUUUGGAAUCUACCGGUGUACCAGAAAAAAAAUAUUUAUGAAAUAAAUGAAAAUUUGUGUAAAUAAGCUAUAAGGAUCCCAGAAUAUGCAAAUUGGUAUUAAUUUAUUCAGUUGUACAUUGGUGUGUACAUAAUAUUUAGAGUUUAACUCAUCGCAUUUAAUUUUUUUUUCAUUUUACAUGAACAUAUAUAUUGUAAAUGAAAAAAAAUAUUUAGCUCUUUGUGAUUGAAGGAGAUCUUGGUUUCUUUAACUGUGUUUUAAAAUGUUGUUUAUCCCGCCUGUUCUCUAGGACAAUCAUGUGCCAUCAGUAUACACUUUUCAGUCAUUAAAAUCAGAGUUUAAUUUGUUAAUGAACUCUUACAAGGAAAAAAAAUCCAAUGAAAAUAUCUUUACAGUGCGGGGUAUAGGAAAUGCAGGAAUAAACCUCAGGUUUUUAUUUUUCACUCCAGAACAAAAAAAGAAAUAUAAUAAAUUUAAAUAUCACACAGACUGUGCGCUAUAUUUGUUUUAAAAUAAAAAUAUACAGGAUUUGAAAUGUGCUGGUUAUUCGGGUAUCUAUCUGUUCAUUUUUUGAUGAAUUCUCUCACAUCUUUCAAUAAAAAAUAUUCUAAGAA